Messenger RNA from Paramecium sonneborni, 210 nucleotides. NCBI's taxonomy places the organism in Eukaryota, Ciliophora, Oligohymenophorea, Peniculida, Parameciidae. The record is from the annotation of a GenBank genome assembly.
AUGGAGAUAAUGAAAAAAGUAGAAUUAGAAUUAGGAAAUGAAGAGUAAGAAUAAUUUCAUAAAGAUCCUUUUCUUUGGGAAUCAGAUGAAAUAUCUUAAUUUUUGGUUCAUAAAAAAGAGAGAAAAGCUCAUAAAAAUACACAUUCAUUUAUUCAAAUAAUGAAUAGAAGUAAAUUAUCAAAAUUUAAGAGCAUAUAUGCUUAUUAUUGA